Messenger RNA from Exophiala aquamarina CBS 119918, 2709 nucleotides. RefSeq lists its product as uncharacterized. Gene Ontology annotation, molecular function: phosphatidate phosphatase activity. The transcript has a single exon. The record is from RefSeq and is a predicted model, not a curated record. Gene Ontology annotation, cellular component: actin cortical patch. Lineage: Eukaryota; Fungi; Ascomycota; Eurotiomycetes; Chaetothyriales; Herpotrichiellaceae. The coding region runs from base 1 to 2709 and encodes 902 amino acids.
AUGACGAGUUAUGGAUAUGGGGGUAGUGGUGCUGGAGGAGGAGGGCAAAGAUUGCCUGGGUCGAGGAGGGAGAAGGUUCGCGGCUUUCUACGUGCAGCAAAUGAAGUCAGGCAGUCAUACCAGGCGCAAAUAGAGCAGCGGUUACAAGCGAGCGAGACUGAUGGAUCAAUGCCGGGAGAUUUUCCUGAUGUGGAAAUUGUCAGGAGUGGGAGAGAGGAGAUGCUUCUUUUCCCCAGCUACGCCAGGCGCCAUAUCAAGCAGAAAUCUAAUCCAGAAGAUUCUGCUCGACAUCAGCCAGGAACCCAUGAGUCUGUUGAAAGUCCUCAUUCUAGUGGUGACGCAGACUUCUGGAAGAGGGAAUGGGAGAAAUAUGAAGAUGUCAAUGCGAUUGUCGAUGUCGAUGUCAGGGGUUGGGUCUACUCGCCACAAAUGGGACCGAUGAGUAGGAAGAAUCGACUUCUGGUGGCUGUGGCAAGAAGGCUGAGUGGUGUCUAUGAUCCCGCUCCCAGUCCUCGUGAAAGUCGGUCGUCUAGUCAGGCACCUUCCAACCGAGACCGCCUUGAGGAUGCCACCACCAGACAUGAGGAUGAAGUUGCUACCCAAGAAGCUGAUAGGAUUGCACAACAUGGAGAAAGAGAAGCAGAUGCUGCAGUUACGGGAAACUACAGCCAGAUUCCUACGAGCAGAUCUGUCAGCCGAGCUGGCUCACCAGUAAGGGCAAGGACAUUCCGUGGAAAUGAGAGCGGAGAUGACGAUCCAGGUCAUAGAUCAAUUGUCAAACGUCAAUCCUGGAAUGAGCCGGCAAACAUGAGUAGAGAUGAGCUGAUUACCGCCAACGAGUUACUCAUGUCGAGGCUGAAGCCGUUCAUGACCAUGCCGAUGGCUAUGACUCCAAUCACCGUCUUCUUCUUCAAUGAUCAGAAGUCUGUAUCAAAAACGGUUACAACUGAUGAAUCCGGUCAUUUCAACCUUCGCGCUGCGCUUGACUUCAUUCCCACUCAGGUAAGAGUUUUGGCCUCGGAAAAUCUGUCCGCCACGGAAGAAGUUAUCAUCACGGAGGGCCGUGGAGUAAGCUUGAUCAGCGAUAUUGAUGACACCAUCAAGCAUUCCGCCAUUGCCAGUGGAGCGAGAGAGAUCUUCAAGAACACCUUCAUCAGGAAUUUGGGCGAUCUGACAAUUCAAGGCGUCAAGGAAUGGUACACGAAAAUGGCCAACCUAGGGGUCCAGAUGCAUUACGUGUCAAAUUCUCCGUGGCAGUUGUAUCCGCUCCUCCGUAGCUAUUUUUCGCUUGCAGGACUUCCACCCGGUUCAUUCCACCUCAAACAAUAUUCUGGAAUGUUACAGGGAAUCUUCGAGCCAGCUGCGGAGCGAAAACGAGGCUCUCUCGAUCGAAUCAUGAGGGAUUUUCCGGAGAGGAAGUUUAUCUUGGUGGGUGACAGUGGCGAAGCGGACUUAGAAGUCUACACUGAUGUUGUCAUCGACCAUCCUGGACGGGUGUUAGGUGUAUUCAUCAGGGAUGUGACGACGGCGGUCAAGAAGGGGUUUUUUGAUCAAUCUGUUUCAAACACGCCUCCAGAUUCGUUGAUCCCCGCGACCGAAGGACAUCGGUUAUCCCGUUCGCCUCGACAACGAAGCUCCGACUCGCCACAAGACCGGCCUUCUCUUCCCGCACGGCCAAACUCAGAUCCCGAAACGAUCACAAAACCUCUAGAUGCUGAGAAGGACCUCAUCGACUUCAGCGAAGAUAUCGACGCGACUCCAACAGCACAGGGUAACGGCAAGCCUUCGCACGUUGAUGAAUUGCGCCACCUGGGAAUGAACGGGAAAGGCCCAGCUCCGAAUAAACCCAACAAACCAUCGAGUCUUAGGAAUUUCUCAUCAACGACAUCACAGUUGGCCACAUCACCUACUAAUCAUGAUAGAAUAUCCGCUUCAGAUACGGAGGGUCAGGAUUCAUUGAACAGGAAGAAAGCCCCACCACCACCACCAAAACCUCGUCGUACAUCCAGAGACGUGGGAUCGAGCAAUAAGACUGACAAUGCUAGAUCUUCAGCUCCUCCUCCACUCUCGCGCGCGCCAUUCUCCUCUCCACUUCAGAAUCAAGCCUCCCAGGUUCAGCAACCCCAACCCCAACAGCAAACUUCAAAUCUUUCCCGUCACCAUAGUUCGGCUUCUGUAAGGUCCUCCCAUGGCCCGGCCCCUCCACCCCCAAUAUCAAGGACGAAUACCUCCGCCAGCACAGUCUCGACCUCAACCUACUCUUCUCGUACCACCAAUUCCGAAUCCCUGGAAGGCUACGUCUCUAUGGCUCGUCGCCAGAUCGCCUCAGCAUACAACGCGCUCCCCGCCAUACGAAGCACCAGCGGUGGACCUUCCGAUCAAGCUGACAUAUCUUCCUCACCAGAGAAUCGUCCCGGCCCACCAGUCCCACCACGCCGAGGCAUCUCCUCAUAUCCAGUCGCAGCAGCGGCAGCAGCAGGUCGCUGGGCAACCGGCGCAACCGGCGGCGAUCCAGCAGCAGGAGGCGAUGCCGGCGCCCUUCCCGGUGCCCCGUAUGAUAAGAAACUCGAAAUCUGGCGGCGCCGCUGGCAAUACGCCGAGGAAGUCAUGCAUGAAAAUGGUGUUGUCUUGAGGUCUUGGAGGGUGGGGUCUGAUGUCAUGGAUGAAGCUGUCAAAUUGGCGUGGAGCGAGCUCGAGAGGCAGGGCUGA